CGCACCUCCGUCUCUCUGAAACGCUCAGCAUGGGACCCUGGCUGCUGCUCCUCUGUUGUGCUUGGACUUUGAAAUCAUCUCUCUCGUCUGUGCUGUGGCAGACUCCUGGGACUGUGUGGGUCCCUGUUGGAGAAGCGUUUACAUUACAGUGCAUACACGAGAUGAAGGUUCAGUACUGCUAUUCAGCUACAAGCUGGCAUAAAGUCAGUAAAAGAACUGGACGGCUGAAUGAGAUCAGACCUGAGCUCAACAUGAAACAAACUGACACUAAAGUUUGCACUCUGACCAUCCCUAACGCCACCCUGCAGGACUCGGGCAUGUACCACUGCACCGGUUUAUAUAAUAAAAUAGUUCUGGUUGGAAAUGGCACCAGAGUCAUCGUCACCGAUCCUGGUCCACUGAGUCCCUCCAUCAUCAUGUAUUCUCCUCUGGACGUGUCCGGCCCCAUCGUCCCCCUGCAGUGUUUGGUCAUGGGAGUUGUUCCCUCUCAGGUUCAGGUCGUCUGGAUCAUUGACCACAGUGAGCGCUUGGGAUGGACGGAGUCGAGCUGGACAGACAACAGUGACACGGCCGUGGAGCACACUCGAGCUCACAUCACGCUUUCUGAGGACCAGUGGACAGAAGCAGCCCGGAUUGAGUGCCUCGUCAAGUUUGAUGGCACAAAUAUCUCGAAAUCUCUGGUACCUGGAGAUAUGCCUUUUUUGUUCAGCCGUUCUGGGUCUGCCAGCAUGUGCUCCUGGCUGAUGUUCCUGGGCAUUGGGUUCCUCACCAUCACUGCCGCCGUCACUGUCGCUGUUUGUUUAUGCAGAGAGAGGCAGAAAGAUGCUGCAGCUGAAGGAUGCUGUGAUGGAGACACUGAGGACGAGCAACAGGGAGAAGAAGACACACUUAACCCUAAGGCAGAGAGGUCAUCCUGGACGGCGGUGGAGUAUUCUUGUUUAGCGUCAACUGUCGGGUCUUCUGAUUGAUUGAACAUCUUUCUUGAGAAGAUCACAUCAGUGGUUACGUCUUCACACCCCAAAACACGUGGUGAAAGAAACAACUUCGUUUUCUUUUUUUGCCGUCUGCGUGUUUUGUCUUGCUUUGUUUUACAUUAUAUUUGGUUUAACUUUUAAUUUCUUAUGUCUGCAUCUGAUUUUAUCUU
This is a messenger RNA of Pygocentrus nattereri (red-bellied piranha), 1144 nucleotides long. RefSeq lists its product as uncharacterized. NCBI's taxonomy places the organism in Eukaryota, Metazoa, Chordata, Actinopteri, Characiformes, Serrasalmidae. The record is from RefSeq and is a predicted model, not a curated record. The transcript has 8 exons. The coding region runs from base 30 to 968 and encodes 312 amino acids.